Messenger RNA from Vanderwaltozyma polyspora DSM 70294, 1707 nucleotides. RefSeq names its product phosphate transporter PHO84 (gene PHO84). Gene Ontology annotation, cellular component: membrane. Gene Ontology annotation, molecular function: phosphate transmembrane transporter activity. Bases 1 to 1707 code for a protein of 568 amino acids. Gene Ontology annotation, biological process: phosphate ion transport; transmembrane transport. Lineage: Eukaryota; Fungi; Ascomycota; Saccharomycetes; Saccharomycetales; Saccharomycetaceae. The record is from RefSeq and is a predicted model, not a curated record. The transcript has a single exon.
AUGUCUUAUUCAAAGAGUAUUUCGAGUUUGAACACAGAAGAACGUGAAAACUACCAACAUAACCUGACGGUGGGUGGUAACACUGCUUUCCAUAACUUCGUUAAUGAUUUCGCUCAUAUCGAAGAUCCAUUGGAAAGAAGAAGAUUAGCUUUGCAAAAAAUUGAUGAAGCUAGCUUCGGUUGGUACCAUGUAAAAGCUAUUUUAGUUGCUGGUGUAGGUUUCAUGACUGAUGCUUAUGAUAUCUUCGCUAUCAAUUUGGGUAUCACUAUGUUAUCUUACGUCUACUGGCAAGGUAAUAUGCCUUCUUCUACUCAAACUUUAUUAAAAGUUUCAACCUCAGUGGGUACUGUCAUUGGUCAAGUAGGUUUUGGUAUCAUUGCUGAUAUCGUUGGUCGUAAAAAAAUUUAUGGUUUGGAAUUAAUUAUUGUCAUUACGGCUACUAUUUUACAAUGUACCACUGGUCAUUCCCCAGCUGUUAAUUUCCCAGCUAUUUUGACUUUUUACCGUAUCGUUAUGGGUAUCGGUAUCGGUGGUGAUUAUCCUCUAUCUUCAAUUAUCACUGCUGAAUUUGCUACUACUAAAUGGAGAGGUGCUAUUAUGGGUGCUGUUUUUGCUAACCAAGGUUGGGGUCAAGUCGCUGGUGGUAUUAUUUCAAUCAUUUUAAUCGCUGCUUAUAAAUCUGAAUUGAUUGAUGCCAAUACUGGUGCUGAAUGUGGCCCUGCUUGUAUGAAAGCUUGUGAUCAGAUGUGGAGAAUCCUAGUUGGUUUCGGUGCUGUCCCAGGUUUAAUUGCUUUGUAUUUCAGAUUGACUAUUCCAGAAUCUCCACGUUAUUCUUUGGAUGUUAACUUACAAAAAGAUAUUGAAAUGUACCACAAUUUAGAUUCAAGAAACUCUGGUAGUGAUGAAACUGAUGAAAAGGAGGGAGCUAGAAUCACUGAACUAGAACAACAAUCUACCCAAUUAGAAGCAAUGCCAAAGGCUUCUUUCAAAGAUUUCUGUAAUCAUUUCUCAAAAUGGAGACACUUUAAGAUUCUAUUGGGUACUGCAGGUACUUGGUUCAUGUUAGAUGUCGCUUUCUAUGGUUUAUCUUUAAACAAUGCAGUUAUUUUACAAGCUAUUGGUUAUGCAGGUUCUAAUAACGUUUACCACAAAUUAUAUAAUUCUGCUGUUGGUAACUUGAUUUUAAUCUGUGCUGGUGCAUUACCAGGUUAUUGGGUAGCGGUUUUCACAUUGGAUACAGUGGGUAGAAAACCAAUUCAAAUCUUCGGUUUCUUUGUUUUGACUGUAUUGUUCUGUGCCAUUGGUUUUGCAUAUUACAGAUUAACACCAAGUUCGUUAUUGGGUUUGUACAUUGUUUGUCAAUUUUUCCAAAAUUUUGGUCCAAAUACAACCACAUUCAUUAUUCCUGGUGAAAUUUAUCCAACAAGAUAUAGAUCAACAGCUCAUGGUAUUUCAGCCGCUUGUGGUAAAGUCGGUGCCAUUAUCGCUCAAACUGUUUUAGGUACUUUGAUUAAUCACAACUGUGCAAGAGAUGGUAGAGAACCAAACUGUUGGUUAAAUCAUGUUAUGGAGAUUUUUGCUUUGUUCAUGUUACUUGGUCUAAUCUUGAGUUUCUUAAUUCCAGAGACUAAGAGAAUGACAUUAGAAGAAAUUAGUGAAAAGUAUCAUGGAGAAAGUAAUUAUUCUAAGUAUGAGAGUACUAAAUGA